UUUUCCAACAAUCAAGAUCUUUCACACACACCACCACACGGCUACGUACGAUUGAACAGCGGAUAGUAGUACCCACACGACCCGCCGAUCGCCGUCCACUACACUUGUCAACACCAUCGUAUGCGCCCGCGAUGCCCCUCGGUUUCGAGCGCCUCAACGAGCGCUCACAGCGCCCCAACGCAUUGAUCAACUUUAUUCGCACGCUCCCGGGUCCGUCCUCCUCUACUGCCGAACAGAUCCUCAACCGCGUCGCCGCAGUGUGCUACCCAUUCAUGAAAGCCAACACAAUUCUUGUGCAAGCGCUCGAAGAGUUUCCCUACAACAACGAGUUUGUGGGUCGCAACUUUAAUGCGGGCGAGGUCAUACAACUUGUACUGCGCGAUCGCAAUGGGCGGUGGCUACCACAGCGCAUGGUGGAGAUGGUCAUGGUGCAUGAGCUGGCGCAUUGCAAGCAGAUGAACCAUUCAAAAGCGUUUUGGAAGGUGAGAGAUGCAUAUGCAGUGGACCUCAGAGCACUGUGGGCACGAGGGUAUACGGGCGAAGGGUUGUGGGGCAGAGGAAGGGAUUUGGACACGGGCGCGUUGCAGUUGAGUGAGGGGGAUGUGGCCGACGUACCUGAGCACUUGUGUGGUGGUACCUAUGGGCGAAGAGCGAAAAAGAGACGUAGAGGAGGCAAGGAGAAGGAAAUACUUUCGUAUGCAGAGAGGAAACAGCGUCGGAUAUUGAAGAAGUUUGGCGUUGGUGGUCAGGCAUUGGGUGCAGACGACGACACAAAGAUCAAGCUGGAAGGCGGGGUUCCGAAGAAGGCGAAGCCUAGAGUUGCUGGGAGUGCUCGAGGAAGAGACCUCCGAGCUGCUGCUGCGUUGGCGAGGUUUGAUACUGUAAAAAAGGAGGAAGUUGUGGUCAAGAAGGAAGAAACAUCUUCAGACAGUGAGACGGAGGAUGAGUUUGAAGACGCCGAUUCUGCACACGCGGCGGUGGACGUGGAUGGGAAAAGAAUGAUUGACGACAAAGGACGCGCUCUUGUAAAGAUUUGCGAGGACGAGGACGAUGGAGACGGCGACGCGCAGAGGGAGCUAGCAGAACUUCAAGGGUUUGGGUCACGACGACAACCACCAGGACAGGCCCUAGUCAAUAAUACUACGAAGUCAGCAAAGCCUGUCCCUCUUGGCAAAAGCAAGACGACAAAAGCUCAGCAAGCAGUCUCGAAAUCCUCCCGAUGUAGCACCCGGAUCAAGCCAACAACGUGCAACAUCUGCUCCCUCGAGAAUGAACUUGGGUCGCUGACGUGUGCGGCCUGUUCGAAUGUUCUGGAUGCGCAACUGGUACCAGACCACUGGAGGUGCAAGAACUUGUCUUGUGCGGGCAGCCAGUAUGUUAAUGCUGGCGAUGCUGGACGGUGUGGCAUGUGUGGAGGAAUGCGGACAGCAUCGUGACCUGGGCUGGUCGUAUGGAGACAGUCGUUUGCGGGUGUUGAUGGACGGACAAGGCUUACGAUACACACUUGUAAUGAUGAUAACACGAUGC
Molecule: messenger RNA, 1527 nt
Organism: Dothidotthia symphoricarpi CBS 119687
Lineage: Eukaryota; Fungi; Ascomycota; Dothideomycetes; Pleosporales; Dothidotthiaceae
Product: WLM-domain-containing protein
Exons: 1
Coding region: 132-1436 (434 amino acids)
Source: RefSeq, a predicted model, not a curated record